This is a messenger RNA of Xenopus tropicalis (tropical clawed frog), 2098 nucleotides long. RefSeq names its product transmembrane protein 86B (gene tmem86b). The coding region runs from base 347 to 1084 and encodes 245 amino acids. The transcript is spliced from 4 exons. The record is from RefSeq and is a predicted model, not a curated record. Gene Ontology annotation, cellular component: membrane. NCBI's taxonomy places the organism in Eukaryota, Metazoa, Chordata, Amphibia, Anura, Pipidae. Gene Ontology annotation, molecular function: alkenylglycerophosphocholine hydrolase activity.
UAUUGAUAGGAGGAGGCCAUAAAAUGAUUGCGUGCAACCGGCAGGCAGAUUCACAGAAACGCCAGGGAAGCGCCGAGGAUCUCAUUUACUAAUGCACUGAAGAAACCAUUCCCUGUCCCUUUAAGAAGUGCUACCGAAGGCUACGUAGAGAGAUGAUGGGUAAGCACCCCGUUAUCAGUACACUUUGCUUGAGUUAAAAGUCCAGUCUGACAACUGGCAGGUUAAAGUGCAUCUGGCGCAGGCCGUGUAUGUGUUGCUUUCAUUCAUUCAGCAUUUACUCAGCAGAGACAAAACCUGGUACCAGAGAGAUAUAUCCAUAGCUAACCAACUCUAUAUCUAACCUGCCAUGGAUAUAUUAGAGACAGAUUCGCGAUACAGGAAAUCGUCUCUGGCAACUGCGAGAAGCGUCAUCCCAAAGCUGCUGCCCUUCCUGAUUUCCUGCUACAAUUACUUUGCUUUGUGGCUUCCGCUCUCGGAGCCUAACUUGUUCCAUGCCCUUAUCAAGAGCUUGCCAGUCCUCUGCCUGGGUUUUUUCAUUGUGGUCCAUUCCUUGAGCCAGGGAAGGUUCAGUUCGUACUCUAAGAAGAUCUUUGUGGGGCUGAUGUUCUCGGCAGCUGGGGACAUCUGCUUGCUCUGGGAAGAUUUCUUUCUUCACGGGAUGGUUAUGUUUGGUUUGGCCCACAUCAUGUACAUAAUUUCCUUCGGGUUCCGUCCUCUCAGGCUGCGGUUAUUUAUUCUCCUAGCCUUAUUCUGUGCCGCCUUCUUCUUCUUCGCUCUCCCAUACUUGCACGGACCUUUUCUGUACAUGGUGCCUGGAUACUCCGUGCUGAUUGGCACCAUGGCAUGGAGAGCUCUGGCCAGGGUCAGCCUGGCGUCUUACAAGUUUUCCUGGGCGCAUGUUUUUGCUGCACUGGGCUCCCUCAUUUUUGUGGUGUCAGACUGUUUCCUAGCAGUAGAUAAAUUCUGCUUCCCCAUAGAGAACUCCCGCGCUAUUGUUAUGGCCACCUAUUAUGGGGGACAGAUGUUCAUAGCGCUCUCCAUCGCCGGUGGCUCCGAGGAUGACUUUAUGUGGAAGAAGAAAUGAGCAGAAAUUGCCUGCAGCCAGAAAUCAAGAGACUUCAGUGCCCAGCCUCGUGUUAGUGAAGAAGUAGCAAUGUGGGAAGCCUGGGAUGUCCAACCUAAGGAAAAAAGCACAUAAAUCUUGGUGGUCAAACCAAAAACACUCCAGUUAUUGCCGAUCUGCAACUCCCAGCAUCCACUGUUAUCCUUUGACUGUCUGGACUGAUGUGGAUCCAGGGCCACCAUUAGUAAUCAUAGGGCUUCGCACUAGUAAGUUGGCAUGGUCUUCCCCCCCAAAGGCCCCUAGUUAUUGGCCCACUGGUCACCUGGGUGGUGGGCCCUGCCAACAAAUAAAAUGGGAAAAUGAAAAAAAGAAAAACUUUCACAUGGAUGGGCACACCCCUUAUUCAUCCCAGCCACACUCUAUAUAUGCCAACCACACAACUUAUCAAACCCAGGGCCACUCCCCACAAGCUCCACCCCUUUCACAACCUGCAAUUUACCAUUUUUCAUCUUGAAGCCACCCUCAUCUAGUGGCAUAACUAGAUGUUACUGGGCCCCACUGUAAAUUCAGUUAAGGGCCACGAAACACUGGUAAAUUGACCUAAUGUCAUCAUUUAGGGCCUUGCUAGGCCGCCUUUAAUCCUGAGCCCCUCUGCAACUGCUGGGUCUGCUUUCUCUGUAGUUACACCCCUGCAUUAAGCCUUGGUGCCACUGACUGAUGUACCCCCUCCCCCAAUGGCAGCCCUGCAGGAGCACUUUCCUGGUUCUGUUAGGCCAAAAAUGGAGCUAGGAGUAGUAGUUUAACAAUAUCCAAAUUAUUCCCAUGUCUAUACUAUUAUAAAUGGCCCUGAAAGGCAUCAGGUUACCUGUCAUUUAAAAUACCAAUAAGCAAUAAGCUGUUGGUGGGCUCAGGACCUUCAUUCGACCACUCCGAGAUCUGCCUGGUCUAUUAGGGCCAGUAAACUUUAUUUUCCUAAUUUAUGUUGCUAAUAAAGGUUUGCUAUUGCAGGGAUUACAUGCAACAUGUGUUUGCAAA